CCGCGUCCUGGCCGGCCCGGCAGCCCGGGCGCGCGCUCCGACGGGGCGGGCGCAUGCGCAGGGGGGGGCGCCGCCUCUGCCCCGCGGCGAGGGUGUCUAUGGAGAGGCGGCGGCCGCGCCUGCUGAGGCGGAGGCUGAGGUGGUGGCGAUGGCGCCCUUCCCCGAAGAAGUGGACGUCUUCACCGCCCCACACUGGCGGAUGAAGCAGCUGGUGGGGCUCUACUGCGACAAGCUUUCUAAAACCAACUUUUCCAACAACAAUGAUUUCCGUGCUCUUCUGCAGUCUCUGUAUGCUACUUUUAAGGAGUUCAAAAUGCAUGAGCAGAUUGAAAACGAAUACAUUAUUGGUUUGCUUCAACAACGCAGCCAGACCAUUUAUAAUGUGCAUUCUGACAAUAAACUCUCUGAGAUGCUUAGCCUCUUUGAAAAGGGUCUGAAGAAUGUUAAGAAUGAAUAUGAGCAGUUAAAUUAUGCAAAACAGUUGAAAGAGAGACUGGAGGCUUUUACAAGAGAUUUUCUUCCUCACAUGAAAGAGGAAGAGGAGGUUUUUCAGCCCAUGUUAAUGGAAUAUUUUACCUAUGAAGAGCUUAAGGAUAUUAAAAAGAAAGUGAUUGCACAACACUGCUCUCAGAAGGAUACUGCAGAACUCCUUAGAGGUCUUAGCCUAUGGAAUCAAGCUGAGGAGCGGCAGAAGUUUUUUAAAUAUUCUGUGGAUGAAAAGUCAGAUAAAGAAGCGGAAGUGUCAGAACAAUCCACAGGUAUAACUCAUCUUCCUCCUGAGGUAAUGCUGUCAAUUUUCAGUUAUCUUAAUCCUCAAGAAUUAUGUCGAUGCAGUCAAGUAAGCACUAAAUGGUCUCAGCUGGCAAAAACUGGAUCACUUUGGAAACAUCUUUACCCUGUUCAUUGGGCCAGAGGUGACUGGUAUAGUGGUCCUGCAACUGAACUUGAUACUGAACCUGAUGAGGAAUGGGUGAAAAAUAGAAAAGAUGAAAGUCGUGCUUUUCAGGAGUGGGAUGAAGAUGCCGAUAUAGAUGAAUCUGAAGAGUCUGCAGAGGAAUCGAUUGCCAUCAGCAUUGCACAAAUGGAAAAACGUUUACUCCAUGGCUUAAUUCAUAAUGUUCUACCGUAUGUUGGUACUUCUGUAAAAACUUUAGUAUUAGCGUACAGCUGUGCAGUUUCCAGCAAAAUGGUUAGGCAGAUUUUAGAGCUUUGUCCUAACUUGGAACAUUUGGAUCUUACCCAAACUGACAUUUCAGAUUCUGCAUUUGACAGUUGGUCUUGGCUUGGUUGCUGCCAGAGUCUUCGGCAUCUUGAUCUAUCUGGAUGUGAAAAAAUCACAGAUGUGGCUCUAGAGAAGAUUUCUAGAGCUCUUGGAAUUUUGACAUCUCAUCAGAGUGGCCUUUUGAAAACUUCAACAAGCAAAAUUGGUUCGACUACCUGGAAAAAUAAAGACAUUACCAUGCAGUCCACCAAGCAGUAUGCUUGUUUGCCCGAUAUAACUAACAAGGGCAUCGGAGAAGAACUAGAUAAUGAACACCCCUGGACUAAACCUAUUUCUUCUGAAAAUUUCACUUCUCCUUAUGUGUGGAUGUUAGAUGCUGAAGAUUUGGCUGAUAUUGAAGAUGCUGUAGAAUGGAGACAUAGAAAUGUUGAAAGUCUUUGUGUAAUGGAAACAGCAUCCAAUUUUAGUUGUUCCUCCUCCGGUUGUUACAGUAAGGAUAUUGUUGGACUAAGGACUAGUGUCUGUUGGCAGCAGCAUUGUACUUCUCCAGCCUUCGCGUAUUGUGGUCAUUCAUUUUGUUGUACAGGAACAGCUUUAAGAACUAUGUCAGCACUCCCGGAGUCUUCUGCAUUGUGUAGAAAAGCAUCAAGGACUAGAUUGCUUAGGGGAACAGACUUAAUUUACUCUGGGAGUGAAAAAACUGAUCAAGAGACUGGGCGUGUACUUCUGUUUCUCAGUCUGUCCGGAUGUUAUCAGAUCACAGACCAUGGUCUCAGGGUUUUGACUCUGGGAGGAGGGCUACCUUAUUUGGAGCACCUUAAUCUCUCUGGUUGUCUUACUGUAACUGGUGCAGGCCUGCAGGAUUUGGUUUCAGCAUGUCCUUCUCUAAAUGAUGAAUACUUUUACUACUGUGACAACAUUAACGGUCCUCAUGCUGACACCGCCAGUGGAUGCCAGAAUUUGCAGUGUGGUUUUCGAGCCUGCUGCCGCUCUGGCGAAUGACCCUUGACUUCUGACCUUUGUCUACUUCAUUUAGCUGAGCAGGCUUCCUUUCAUGCACUUUACUUAUAGCACAUUUCUUGUGUUAAUCAUCCCUUUUUGAGUGUGACUUGUUUUGGCCCUAUUUCUUACAGCCUCGGAAAUCUUAAUUUACCAGUGAAUUGUACAGUGUUGUUUCUCUUGAAAAUCCUAUUUUUGUUUUAGAAAGGGAUUAGGUCUUUUUCAUAGGGUGAGAACAAUUUUAUCAGAUUGUUCUUUUAAACAGUUUCUUUUAAACUAAAUAUUUUGAAAAAAAUGUCACUAAUGCCAUGCCAUUUAAAGUAUUUUUUAGAUUAUUUUGAGUUUUGAAGUCAAUGGGUUAUUGGUUCUCUUCAUAGAUAAACACUGUACCAAGUCUUGCAGAUCUUUUCAGACAUACAUUUUUGAAGUUUUAUUUUCAGAGACUGCACAGUUUGGAAACCAGUCUCCUUUCCAUAAUGUUUCCUUUAUUUGAACAAUUCUCAGAGGGCCAAUUCAAACAUAUCCACAUAUAAGAUUCUUUAAGAUUAUAAAAUAAAUUGGCUUCUUGGUGUUAGCUCAGGGAGCUGGCACAGCACCAGUGUCUUUGUAUUCGCUUUCUUCAAAGACCCCUGGUUCCCACCACUGUCCGUAAAUUGUCACAUUUGGGGGAGGGGUUUUUAAAAGUUCCACAGUCAUUUGAAGAAAUGUAUAAAUAAAAUCUACUUUGAGGACUUUA
Messenger RNA from Orcinus orca (killer whale), 2957 nucleotides. RefSeq names its product F-box and leucine rich repeat protein 5 (gene FBXL5). The transcript is spliced from 11 exons. Gene Ontology annotation, molecular function: protein binding. Gene Ontology annotation, biological process: protein polyubiquitination; intracellular iron ion homeostasis; SCF-dependent proteasomal ubiquitin-dependent protein catabolic process. The record is from RefSeq and is a predicted model, not a curated record. Gene Ontology annotation, cellular component: SCF ubiquitin ligase complex. Lineage: Eukaryota; Metazoa; Chordata; Mammalia; Artiodactyla; Delphinidae. The coding region runs from base 149 to 2224 and encodes 691 amino acids.